Messenger RNA from Rotaria sp. Silwood2, 588 nucleotides. NCBI's taxonomy places the organism in Eukaryota, Metazoa, Rotifera, Eurotatoria, Philodinida, Philodinidae. The record is from the annotation of a GenBank genome assembly.
AUGCAUAUUUUUCAGAAUAUUUUACAUUGUCCAUCUAUCAUAAGUUUGUCGAUCAAUGACUGUCAUCUAUUACAAUGCCUACAACUAUGUGCUUGUACUCCUAAUCUAAUUAAACUCAAAAUUCGAAAUGUCUUGGAAAACUCUCAUAAUUCACUUCAUUCUUCUCUAACAACUCACAUCUCUCAAACUACACGAUUAGUUGAAUUACAUAUUAUUCCUGAUAGAGGUAAUUCGAUGAAUAUCAAUUUUAUUAAAGAUAUAAUCAAUUGUUAUAAAUCAUCUCUUGAACAAUUAACAUUUAAUAUCCAUAGUUAUCGACGAAUAAUUGAUGGUGAGCUUUUACAAACAUUAAUUCAACCAUGUCAACAUCUAAACAAAUUAGCUUUUGUCUUUCAAUAUCAAGAUACAGAGGAUAAUGUUAUCAAACAAAUACAACAAUUUCAAAGUACUUGGUGGCUUGAUAAUCGCCGACCACCUGUACUCAUUCUACGUAAUAAUGACGGUUGCAUCUUACUCAGUUCGAUGCCGUUUGAUGAACACAAGACUAGUAGAGGCAAUGUUGCCCAACGUGAAGUAUUUACAUCUUAA